Molecule: messenger RNA, 1166 nt
Organism: Botrytis byssoidea
Lineage: Eukaryota; Fungi; Ascomycota; Leotiomycetes; Helotiales; Sclerotiniaceae
Exons: 2
Coding region: 1-747 (248 amino acids)
Source: RefSeq, a predicted model, not a curated record
AUGAUCGAUCCGGCACUUCGCUUUAAUAAGCUUCGAGUAUACGUUGAACACACUUCAGCUUCGCCCAGUAUACUCAAUCUUGUUUCAUCGUCCCGAAAUUUACACAAAAUGAGUCUGUAUCAUAUCAGUCUUCCAUGUACCAACUUGAAAGCAUCAGAAGAGUUCUACGCAACCGUAUUAGAGCCUUUAGGCUAUAGAACGUACCUUCAAACUCGUAACAAGACUUUCUUUAGACCAAGCUGGUCGUUUCGCCCUGAACUUUCCUUAAGACGUGAUAGAUCUUGUGGGCCAAUUGGAGGUACUCGUAUCACCAGUCAUGCAACAUCCAGAUCACAAGUCGACAGAUUUUAUGUUCUCGGACUAGCCAAAUCUAACAACAUCCAAAGCGGAGAGAUAAACGAUUAUCCACAUGCCUGUACAGCUUCUAUCGUCGACUUUGACGGCAAUGUCAUUGAAGCGAUUUAUUUGAAAUCAUGGGGGCCCAAGGUCAUCACCCCGUUUCCAAUGACUCCCGCAGCGAUCUUUGGCGCGCUUUACCUGACAGUUGCUUCUUCUAUCUUCAAAAUACUUGGAGGGUGGUACUAUUUUAUCUUCAACACAAUAGGGAUAUUGAUGAUUGCAGAUCUUGUUUAUGUGCAGCUUGAUUCGGAGAGUUCAACACAGAGAUUAGAAGAUUCUGGACUGCUGAGCCUUGAAAAACGAGACAAAGCGUCGAGGGCUAGGCUAGCAUCUAGAGAUGUGGAUUGAACUUUGGGAAAUUUGUACAGAGAUCUGAAGAUUUUGGUCGGUUAACGGCGACUUAUAUCAAGCGAUUCAAUGCACUUCCAUGUCUAUUUGUGCGUAACUGACAGAGUGCAUGAUUUUCUUACAGUCACAAUAUUCUUCAAUGAUCUAGCAAAGCCUCAAUUCAAGUACCAAAUCUACGAUACCCUCUAUAUUCAUAUUUGAAGUCUGAAUAUAGAAAUGUUAUUUGAGCUAAUCUUGGCACUCGCAUAUCAUGACAUCCAAGAUUUGAGUUGCGCGCGCUAGAGACGCCAUUGACGGGAAAUACCCAUCUAGUAUCACACUACUACUAGCUUCCACAGUGGAUCCAUGAUAUGUGUUAUUGACAUAAGCAAUCCAUGAUAUCAUGCAUUUGUGCUAAACCAGUUUGUCAACUACAUAGC